AGCUUAAUUGUAUAAAAACUACGUUUUACUUUACUUUGAUUUUUGUACCUUUGUAGUUUAGUCUGAUUAAACUUGAAUUUUAAAAAAUGGCUCGUUUAUUUAGUGCACUUUUAAUUAGCUGCUUCCUUUUUGGCUCCAUUUUCACGAGAAAUAUUGAACAAUAUGAAGACAGCGACAGAUUAGGUGGAGUAAUUGAAGCUCUUAUUAACGCUACCCUAAAUACUAUCCUUGGUAGAGUGAGCGACCCGAUAUACAUAGAAUCUUUGAAUGUCAAUCUAUCAGCCGACGCCUUAAAUGGAAAUAUCUCAAUAUCUAAACUUAAUUUAUAUGGCAUUAAAGACUUGGUGGCAACAUAUAUCAAAUCUGACAUAUUUAAUCUGCAAACUUCUAUGACCCUCAUAAAUCCAGAAAUAACUCUUGAGGCGGAAUACGACAUUAAUGUACUACUAGCCAGUUUGGUGCCAUUUUAUGGAGCUGGUAAAAUCAGCACUACAAUCGCCAACACCAAUGUGAGUUUUGCUGGAAAAGCAAACAUAAGUAAUGGUCUUAGUUUCUCGAACGUUACAAUUGGUUUUACUGUCGAUGAUGCCAAAUUUAGCGUAACUGGAGUACUAAACAACGAUGAACUAAGUGCACUGAUUACCGAGGCCCUAAACGACAAUGUAGCUAGUUUCAUAAAUACAUACGAAGAUGUCAUAAGUAGCCUAAUCAGUUCUGCUGCUGAAGAAAUUAUUAACAAUAUUAUAAAUGGAAACAGCACUGAAGAAAUCUAUAGCGACACUCUUUCAAUUAUUAAUGAUGCGUUCUAUCCCGUUCUAUCAAUUAACUAAGGAGAUAAAAAAAAUUAAAAAUACGAACAUUGUUUAUUUGAAUCAAUAAAAGUUAUUAACUAUUA
Sitophilus oryzae (rice weevil) is the source of this 895-nucleotide messenger RNA. RefSeq lists its product as uncharacterized. The record is from RefSeq and is a predicted model, not a curated record. NCBI's taxonomy places the organism in Eukaryota, Metazoa, Arthropoda, Insecta, Coleoptera, Curculionidae. Bases 87 to 830 code for a protein of 247 amino acids. The transcript is spliced from 5 exons.